This is a messenger RNA of Carassius gibelio (silver crucian carp), 4745 nucleotides long. Its product is annotated as two pore channel protein 1. The coding region runs from base 748 to 3204 and encodes 818 amino acids. The record is from RefSeq and is a predicted model, not a curated record. Gene Ontology annotation, molecular function: monoatomic ion channel activity; voltage-gated channel activity. The transcript is spliced from 27 exons. Lineage: Eukaryota; Metazoa; Chordata; Actinopteri; Cypriniformes; Cyprinidae. Gene Ontology annotation, biological process: monoatomic ion transport; transmembrane transport. Gene Ontology annotation, cellular component: endosome membrane; lysosomal membrane.
CAAAAACAACACUGUCGUAAAAAGACGUAACGCCAAACCCUCCGGCUUGACGGCGGAGGUUCUUUUAUUUAUAAUAGAAAUUCGAUUCAAUUGUAUGUUACUGGCUUCGGAAGUUAAAUUCUUUUUUUAUUAGUUGGAAAUCCGAAAUAUACUUUUGCGCUUGCGUUGGUAUUUUAAUAAUAUGCGAAGAUAAUGACGUAAACAGACAGGCUCUGUUACGGUUUUAAUUAUGAUUCGUUUAACUUGCACAGUUAAAGUUGUUUUAAAACAUAUUUUAGUAUAAACUCGCUCGGUUUGGUGUUCGUGGACAACAAAGGGGUUUCUAUAAGUCGUGUCGUGUGUGUCGCGUGUCCAGUGUUAAAGUUCUUCUGCAGUUUAUUGACCAUACAGACUGUGUCCCGGAGAACCGCGGUCCUCUCUUCGUGUGUUUGGUUCGGCAGGAUGGCGGACGGGGAUGACGACGUGCCGCUGAUCCUGACCUGGGACGAUACAAGCAGCGGGCUGCUGGAGGAAGAUGCGAUGAAAUAGUGUGUGAAGGUGCAGAAAGAGAUGUGGACUUUGCGUUUUGACCUGAUUUGACUCAGUUUUGUGUUUUGAGGAAUUGUGAGCAUCACCAUAAAAUUCUGUUCUGCUUUCGGACCGCUGGCCACAGCAGCUGCAGCUGGCACAAUGAAACUUGCAUGUUUGAGUGCACUGUUGAUAAUUUAUACUUGCAGUGCUAAAAACUGAUUGAAAAACUGCAGUGACAUGGGGCCGAUCACAGGGGCUACCAUGGAAGUCAGUAGUACGUUUGACAACAUGACUGGACUGACGCAUGAUAGGCCAGUGCAAACGUCUUCAUUCUGCCAGCAGUUUGCAUCUGUCGAUGGGGCAGGAAAUUAUGAUGUUGUGAAUAAUGUUGUCAUUCCAACCCCAGGAGCACCGGACCCCAGGGCCCAGAAUUCUUUGCGGCAAAGUUGGGAAAUGAACUACCAGGAAGCAGCAAUAUACCUCCAGGAGGGAGAGAAUAACGACAAGUUUUUCACUCAUCCGCGAAAUGCCCAUGCGCUCCGUGCCUACCUGUUUGCUCACAAUCACCUUUUCUAUGUGAUGGAGCUGCUGACGGCAGUGUUACUCAUGCUUCUGUCCCUCUCAGAGGCCCCUGCCGUCCCCUUUCUCCGCUUAGAUGUCUAUGUUCAUGCAACACUGGAGUUAUUGGCAUUGGUAAUGGUGGCCUUUGAAUUGUGCAUGAAGCUCAGAUGGCUUGGCUUUCACACCUUUAUACGACAUAAGAGGACCAUGGUGAAGACAUGUGUCCUGUUUAUUCAGUUCAUCGAGGCAAUUGUGGUCUUAGUCCGGCAGACGUCUCACCUGCGUGUAACGAGAGCCCUGCGGCCGAUCUUUUUGGUGGACUGCCGUUACUGUGGAGCUGUUCGCAGAAACCUGAGGCAGAUAUUUCAGUCGCUUCCUCCCUUCAUUGAUAUUCUUCUGCUGCUGCUUUUCUUCAUGGUCAUCUUUGCCAUCCUAGGAUUCUGUUUGUUCUCAGCCAACUCAGCCGGCCCUUAUUUUAGCACACUGGAGAACAGCAUUGUGAGUUUGUUUGUCCUUCUGACCACUGCAAAUUUUCCCGAUGUGAUGAUGCCAGCAUAUUCAAAGAAUCGCUGGUCAUGCAUUUUCUUCAUUGUGUAUCUGUCCAUCGAGCUCUACUUCAUCAUGAAUCUGCUCCUGGCAGUGGUUUUUGACACUUUCAAUGGAGUUGAGAAGAUGAAAUUCAAAUCUCUUCUUCUACACAAGCGAUCCGCUAUAGAGCACGCCUUCCAGCUGCUAGUUAGUCGGCAGAGGCCAGAUGGAGUGUGUUUAAAGCAGUUUGAUGGACUGAUGCGAUUCUAUCGUCCACGUAUGACUGCCAGGGAUCGUUUCCUCACUUUCAAAGCCCUCAACCAUUCAGGCGCAACCAUGCUGAGUCUCCAGGACUCCUAUAAGUUUUAUGAAGUGAUCGGGCUCAAAUGGAAGGCUCGACGGAGUGGGGAGCACUGGUUUGAUGAUCUUCCUCGUACUGCAUUCCUCAUCUUCAAAGGAAUCAAUUUACUUGUGAAAUCCAAAGCUUUCCAGUAUGCAAUGUAUCUGGUAGUUGCAAUUAAUGGCAUCUGGAUCCUAGUGGAGACUAACAUGUUAAAUGUCGGCGUCUCAUGGACUCGUGUUGUCCCAUGGAGUUACAUUAUUUUCCUUACAAUUUACGGAGUUGAGGUCUUGUUGAAGAUCACAGGCCUUGGUCCUUUGACAUAUUUCAGCUCAGGGUGGAACCUCUUUGAUUUCUCAGUAACAGUCUUUGCCUUUUUGGGAUUGAUGGCUCUGGCCUUUGACAUGGAGCCGUUCUACUUCAUCGUAGUGUUGAGACCUCUCCAGCUCCUCCGGUUGUUUAAAAUUAAACAGCGCUAUCGGAACGUUUUGGACACAAUGUUUGAACUGUUCCCGCGAAUGGCCAGUCUAGGUCUGACUCUGAUUAUCUUCUAUUAUUGUUUUGCCAUCGUUGGAAUGGAGUUUUUUGCUGAUGUUGUUUAUCCGAACUGCUGCAACACCAGCACUGUCGCUGAAUCGUAUCGCCAGAUAAAUGUGACCAUUGGCAACCGAACAGUUCUAGAGGAGGGGUAUUAUUAUCUCAAUAACUUCAAUAACAUCCUAAGCAGCUUUGUCACUCUUUUUGAGCUAACAGUGGUGAACAACUGGUACAUCACUAUGGAAGGUGUGACAUCACAAACUACGCACUGGAGUCGCCUUUAUUUCAUGACCUUUUACAUUGUCACCAUGGUUGUCAUGACUAUAAUCGUGGCCUUCAUUCUAGAUGCAUUUGUCUUCAGGAUGAACUACAGUCGGAAGAACAGAGAGCCGCUGGAUGACCCAGAAGAUGAAAAGGGGAUCGUCUUUGAGACAGAGGUGUCCCAGACUGAAGCUCUACAGACUCUAGACUUGUAUAAACACACACUGGGUGUCACCAACCUAAGCUCACUGCAGGACAUGUGUGUGGCUCUGGAGCGGAGCGGGCAUUCCUCAUUAGUAUUUGUGGGUCGAAGGUCACGUACCAAGUGUGACCUCAGCAUGAAGAUGUACGAGGAAGAGAUUCAGGAAUGGUACGAGGAAUAUUCCAGAACAAACCUGCAGCCCGAUGAAACGUUCCACAGAGAACUGGACAGCCCUGAAGCCAGUGCCACAAACAGCAUUAACUAACUCGAAUACAGCAUCAGCAUUAACUAACACACUCACUCAUACCUCUGAGGGACCUUAGAACCGUCUUCCUCCCAUCGAUGAAAGGCACAGAUGUUCCCCGUGACCACUACAUUCGCCCUCCAUCCACGUGGAGACCCACAGAACACACUUAAAGCCUUAUUCCCCCCAAAAAACCUUAAGGUUCCGUGGCCAAUCAGGGAAGCUUGCAGACCAGUCAUGUGACAUGCACUAGGUCCAGGAACCUUCUUCUUCCAUGAACUGCACCUCAUUGACAUUUGCCUUGUGGUGGGUGACCCUGAAUGAUUCAGACUCUCUCUUGGAUUUGACAAAUGGAGAACAGCGAUUGAAUGUUUCUUUGGGAGAUGAAUCAGAAGUGAAUGUGAGGAUUUUAGCACUAAGUGACUUGUGUCUCUUUCUCCACAGUCUGAGCUAUUGCUUAACCAACAGAUAAAAGAUUAUAGUAAUAAACAAAUGGUGUUUUUAAACUAAAGCUGCUUUUUGCUGGAACCUUUGGACCUAUAGAGAGGCUUUUUUUCCGUUAUAUAUAAAUAUAUACAUGCAGAUUAAACAUAUGUCAGAUGCAGUUGAGAGUCAAGUAUUUAAAAAUCUGUUUCGGUAUAUCCACCGAUAUACUUAGUAUGGACUGGUUUCCCAGGCGCAUGUUAAUUUUGGACUGAUAAGUAUUAAAAAAAACAGCCCUGCAUCUUUCAGUUCAUUUAAACUUUUGUUUUGUUACAUCUGAAAAGAUCUUAUUUCCUUUGUUUGGAGUCAGUAUUGUUUUAAUGAAUUUUAAAGCUUUGAGUAUUUUGACAGACCAGUUUGGAUUGAAUCUAGUCAGAAUCACAAAGUUUAUUCCACCUGAUCCAUUCAGCUUGGGGGCAGUUGUGGCCUAAUGGGUUUGAGAGUUUGUCUUGUAACCCAAAGGUCGUGAGUUCGAGUCUCGUUACCAGCAGGGAUUGUAGGUGGGCACUUGAGCAAGGCACUGAACCCCCAACUGCUCCCUGGGCACUGCAGCAAAAAUGGCAGCCUACAGCUUCGGGUGUGUGUCUUCACUCGGAUGAGUUAAAUGCAGAGCACAAAUUCCGAGUAUGGGACACCAUAUUUGGCAAAAAAAUAUCACAGAGUUAAUACAGAUUUGUCUCCAGACCAAAAAUCUCCUUUGUGUAAUUUAGCUUUGCUAAAUGGUAAUGAAACUGUUACAUUGAGGGAAUUUUUGCUACACUAUUUUAUAAUGGUUUAGUCACUUUCUUGAUGCUUUUUAACAGAGUGAAUGCAUGCAAAUACUCAUAUAUUGUUUACUCUCGUGUCUAGAGUAUUUAACCUGGAGGAAAUCAUGGAUGUGUUCAGGGUCAGUGAUUUCAGUCCAGUUGCUUGUUUAAUUGCAGUGUAGGAUGUGCAGCCUCCGUGAUCUAAACACAAGUGACAUGAAACCACACCAGCUCCUCCAAUACUGAAGGGUUUUAUACUGGGUCUCAGUUCUCUGUUCUUAUUCCUUGUAAGUGUAUAAUAACUGGUCUAGUAAACGAUACAUUUUAAUGAAA